CACAAAUUUGGCCACAUUGCUAUGUUUACAUCAAAACGGCGAAAUCUUAAGAAUAUGAAACAUCAAUAUCUCCAAUAAUGAUCUAAUACGAUAGAAGUUAGUAGAAAACCGACUGAAAACAGAAAAACAUAUGGGGAACGCUUUAAUUGAUUACUUUAAUGUCCAGUCCUCUCAGUUAAUAGAAUACUCGCGAUGUGGGGACAGCAACUGGUCCACAGUUCCAACAGUGCUGUGGGCGGUAGGCUCCGCUGCGUUCGCGCAUCGCAUCGUCUCCUCACUCUUCAAGCGGUACAUGUUUAGGAGAAUCCCGCUCUGGGAAAUUAUACUUCAGCACCUAAUAUUCAUAUGGAUCAUCAUUUACAGUCUUCACUUUUGGGCGAUUCUUGUGAAAAUUACAAAACUUCUUGUUCAGUUCCUUUACAGUGAAAGAGAAGGCAGGGUUGUCCACGAGGAGACGGAGGGCAGCAAGCUGGUGCAGCAGUGUAUAAUCUGGUUCUGCGGCGCGUGUCCGCUGGCAUUCUACGUGCACACUCGGCCGCGCCGUACUCCUCAGCCUAUGAUGAUAUGGAUUACAACGAACCCAUGGCACAGGCGUGAAAUGGGUCCUUACGGGUACUACCUCAACCGGCCACUUCCGUCAAUAGAAAGCUCCACCAUAUCGCUGCGGGAACAGGCCAAGGCGCUCCGGAAAGCAUACAGCGACUCCAGAAUGCUCGUCAACGAACAGCCUAAAAAGCGAAGAAUGCCCAAAUCUAUUUAAAAAUUUGAGAUUAAUACACUUUCUUAAAAUUA
This is a messenger RNA of Leptidea sinapis, 792 nucleotides long. RefSeq lists its product as uncharacterized. Bases 131 to 760 code for a protein of 209 amino acids. Lineage: Eukaryota; Metazoa; Arthropoda; Insecta; Lepidoptera; Pieridae. The record is from RefSeq and is a predicted model, not a curated record. The transcript is spliced from 5 exons.